AUGCUUUUAUUUAUUAGACAUGGAGAAAGAGCAGAUAUGGUUGAUAAUCCAGAUGAAAGGAAAAAGGUUUUAUUAAAAUUUGAUCCUCCACUUACAGAAAAAGGAGAGUAUUAAGCUAGAAUAACAGGAUAACGAUUAAGAAAAGAACUAGAAGAAUUUACAAAAUAAAAAUAAAUUGCAAUUGAAGAUUUAUCAAUUGUAAAUAAUAUCUCUUUAAGAAUAUAGAAUUUUAUAUCAUCUCCAUUUUUAAGAUGUAUUUAAACUGCAGCAAUUUUGAUGAAAGAGAUUCCAAACAAUUCAAAUUUAUAUAUUUAAGAUGAAAUUGGAGAAUUAAUGUAUUCUCAUUCCUUUAAAUAAAAUAUAUUAAUGUAAUUACAUAUCAAUACUUUGUAACACCCCAUUUUAAAAAAUGAUUAUAUUGAUGGAAUUUUAAUUACAAGAGAAAAGUUUAUAAAGACUAAACUUAUUUAACCAAUCUAUCCUGAAGAGUAAGACUAGUGUCAACUUAGAGUGGGUAAGUUUCUUUCAGAGUUAUUAACACAUAUGAAGUCACUUCAAAAUAAAAAUAAUACAAUUUAUAUUUGUGUUACACAUCAAGGAGUAGUUUCAUUAACUUUAAAAAUUCAAAAUGUUAAGAGUCCUUAUUAAGUUGGUCAUUGUGGUCUGUCUUCAUUUAUUUUAGAAGAUAAUGGACUAAUAAAAAAUUAUUAUAAAGGAGAGUCCAUUUGGUAUUGA
This is a messenger RNA of Paramecium pentaurelia, 735 nucleotides long. NCBI's taxonomy places the organism in Eukaryota, Ciliophora, Oligohymenophorea, Peniculida, Parameciidae. The record is from the annotation of a GenBank genome assembly.